This is a messenger RNA of Sander lucioperca (pikeperch), 3093 nucleotides long. It is a transcript of the gene snpha, whose product is annotated as syntaphilin. The transcript is spliced from 5 exons. Gene Ontology annotation, biological process: neuron differentiation. The coding region runs from base 785 to 2374 and encodes 529 amino acids. The record is from RefSeq and is a predicted model, not a curated record. NCBI's taxonomy places the organism in Eukaryota, Metazoa, Chordata, Actinopteri, Perciformes, Percidae. Gene Ontology annotation, cellular component: mitochondrion; cytoplasmic microtubule.
AAAUAAGCUGUGUCGGUGUUAUGAGUGUGUGCAGCUUCCACAGGCUUUUGUUUUGAGAUUCAGAGUUAUAUCCCUGUUAAGUAGGCUAACCGUUUUAGGACACAGCUGGGACGGUUAGUCAGCUGUUUUUAUCUGAAGCUGCGUUUUCUUUUAUGGAAAGAAACUGCUGGAGUGUUAGAUGUCCUGUUCAGGGAUUUCUCUUUAGUCAGCUGGCUACGCAAACCAAUGAUGACACUUUUUUUUGGGGUAAAGCAUCACAGCUGACCUGCCUGCUUAUCAAACACUGCUUAAAAAGGCAACAUUAGAAAAAACAACUUGCGAUUUAAUACCAUACUGAGUAGCCUAUUCAAUGACACAUCUCCGCACCUUCUGAUAUGUAUCCUGAAACAUUAUGGCAUCAUCAACCGACUAUCUCAUCUUCACGUAUAAAAUUCUGCUUUAAGUACAGUUUCAUCCACCUACUGUAUGAUGCUCGCCUCCACAGUAAACACUCAUACUCACACUUACGUAAGAUGAUUGCGUAUUUCUCACCAAUAACGUUCUUGCCACUUGUUGCGCAGACAGAAGAGAGGGAGGUGAGAUUUCCUGUUUCGUUGUCCUAGAAUUUAAAUAUAGGACAAACAUGAAUUAAUAUGCGUCUGUUUCGCUUCGACUUCAUUAUUAGUAGCUUAUAAGCCUGUUGUGUCUGCAGCCAUUACAAAGAUGUACCAACAGCAGCUGUGAGGGCUCCUAGCGUCCCUAUCUAGAGACAGCAGUGGAAAGAUUGGAGGUCCCUUGCACAUCAAUGUCUCUCACUCCGAGUCGAAAGCCCUCCUCAGGUCAGCGCAGGCGCUCAGUGGGCACUGGUGGCGGCAGCGUGCGAUGUUCCCACAGUGAUACAUCCAGUAUCCACACCUAUCCCGGUCGGGUUAGGGCAGCGGAGGGCAGCCCCACAGCCCGGACGCAUCCUAGUACACCCAGGCGUCAGGCAAAGCACACAGCAUGCAGUGACAACCAUGGGAUCAGGCCCCCGACCCCGGAGCAGUACCUUACCCCUCUGCAACAGAAGGAGGUGUGCAUACGACAUCUGCGAGCCAGACUGAGGGACAAUGUGGAAAGACUACAACACAGAGACUGUGAAAUAGAUGAGUUGAGGAGCCAACUGUACAGGAUGCAGGAAGACUGGAUAGAGGAGGAAUGUCACCGUGUGGAGGCCCAGUUAGCCCUGAAAGAGGCUCGCAAGGAGAUCCAGCACCUUCAGGAGGUGGUUGAGACAGUGAGGUCCAACCUGAGUGUCCGUGAACAAGACCCCCAUGACACACACAAGCCAUACUCAGGGUUGCAGGGAGCUCGGCCAGGGGGGAGGUCUCGCUCCUGUGGCUGUUCCCCAGCCAGCACUUUGAGUCGCAGCACCACCCACACCCGACUGAGCAGCGAGGCUCUGCAUUUGGAGCGCAGCUCGAAUGCUCCCGAGUCAAGCAGAGAGUCUCGCCCAGCAGGACAAACCCACCUGCUCCUGGAGGCCGCCCUCCUAUCAGAGCAGCUGCCCCCACAAACCCGCAUCCGAGGCCCCCCAACUGUGCCACGCUCUUCCACCUACGAAAGGCUGUGCAGUGGGGGAGCGGUGUUGCCAAUCUCACACUCCUGCCACAGUCUCAGUAGCAGCUGCAAGUGCAGUGGCCACACCUACCCCCCCCAUCAUCACUUGUUCCUGCAUUUACCUCAGGAGGAGGCCCCAGUAACAGCUGCAACUGCAACUGUAGCUGUCCCUGCUACGAAGCCUAUCCCUACUCCUUCUCCUGCAGCAGAGAAGAAGCCAGAGGUGCGCUCCCAGGCCUGCAGCCCGACCAUGACCUGGCUGUGUGAGGAAAGCGAUGUCCAAGAGCUGAGUAUCAUUUCUUUAGCCACAGCAGACAUCACCACUUCAGAACCACAUCGGUUUCCAUCGUCUUUACCUGCUGUGUUCCCUCCUGAGCAUUCCUACAGCGUAGAGCCACUACCACCCGACAGACCAGAGGAGGUAACCAAGAUGCCAGCAGAGCCCCACAGCUGCCAACCCCACCCUAUAGCUCCACUCCCAGAGAGGCAGGACGCUGUAGUAGUGGAGAUAGAAGAGGACCAUGAGGAUGAAACUGAAGGUACAAAUGAAGAUGGGUAUUCCCCUCAGCUCUGCCACUGGAGCCGGUACUUCCUCGUAGAUCUGUUGGCGUUGGCGAUGCCCGUGGUGCCAACCAUGGCGUGGCUGUGUCGAGGGGGGCCACAGGAAAUCAUGCCGGUGUAUCAUAUUGGCUCUCUGCUGAGAGGUUGCUGUGCUGUGGCCCUUCACUCACUUCGCCGCCGGGGUGCAGGCAGAGGACGCAGGCCUAUCAGCAUGAAUGGAACAACACCCAUCUAAGACUUUCUGCUCUCUCUGACAUUAAGAUUACAACUCCCAACCUCUGCAGGCACAGCCACAGCAAUGCUGACUUUAUUACAGUUUGGUUAUGCCGUGUGUUGGAUAUCUCCUCUUAUAAGAUUUCUAGGUUUUACAUAAUGCCCUUGUGAUUUUGUGGUCAUGCCUUGCCUUAGAAAACAAAGGAUUAGUUGUCCAUUAUUUCAUUACUCAAAUACACUUAAUGCUACUGCCUGUGGAUUAAGUGGUUGUCUCUUUAUUGGAAUUUGCAUGUAACCCACAGUUUGGUCGGGUUCUCUUGCUUGAAUUAAAAUCCCCUACCAGGAUUUAGAUGAUAUCCUCUGGGCAAAGAUAUUCACUUAACGUUAUGAAAAGAAGCAGAAGAGAAUUGUCUCAAGUUGAAUGUUCCUCUAUUUUUAAUCAUCACACAAAAGGGAAAGGGAGAGUCACAUUAAUGAAAUAUGAAAUGAAAAUGUUCCGCAAAAAUAAGAAAAAUAAAUUACAGUCAGUACGUCUGACUUCUUCUGAAGUACUUAAUAGAUUUAAAGAGCACAGUGAGUGUAGGCAGCAAAGUUUUUUACACACAUGAAAAUAUCGACUGUGGUUGAAAGCUGUUGGGACUUUUACCUUUUGAAAAGCAUGUGCAUUAAAUCUAGUUCUCAGGUGCAGAACAGACAGGUUAUUGAUAUUUUUGCCAAUAAACAAAUCGUGGGAGUUUAAAA